UUCCUCUUUUGCUUCUGUUUUAGGUUAGGAGGAAAGAAAGGAGUAUCUCUUGUCUCUCGUUUCAAGUGUUUAUAUAACUUCAUAAAAAACUUAUUCAUAUUAUAUUUUGUCUAACAAUUAAUUAAGUACAAUGUCUUCCAUAGAUGCUAACAGUUUUUUAGAAACAUCUACUAUGAAAAUGCCUAUUGUUGGCUUAGGAACUUGGCAGGCUACAGAGGAGCAAGUUGAUCAAGCGUUAAAUGCAGCAGUAGAUGCUGGUUACAGGCAUAUUGAUACAGCUUUUGUUUACAUGAAUGAAGCUGCUAUAGGAAAGUCUUUGAAGAAAAUAUUUGAAAAUGGCAAAGUAAAACGGGAAGAAAUGUUCAUCGUUACAAAGCUUCCGAACAUUGCUAAUGAUGCCAAGUACGUCGAAGAUUAUAUAAAACGGUCAUUGAGUGCUUUGCAGUUAGAUUACAUCGACUUGUACCUAAUUCAUCAUCCAGUUGGAUUUGUCAAUGGAGAAGACCUCAUGCCCAAAGAUGAGAAUGGAAAGGUCAAACUUGAUAUGUCCACCGAUCACAUCGCCAUUUGGAAGAAAAUGGAAGAACAAGUAGAUGCUGGCCGAGCAAAGGCGAUUGGACUGUCCAAUUUCAACAUCAAACAGAUUGAGCGAAUAAUUGGCUCGGCGCGCAUCAAGCCAGCAAACUUGCAGAUAGAGGCACAUCUCUAUUGCCAGCAGAAGGAGCUGCACGAGUUUUGCAAGAAAAAUGGCAUUACCGUCUGUGCCUAUUCGCCACUCGGGUCGCCCAACCUCAUGCCCAUGCUACCUAUGUUUGGUGGCGAUCCAAGCAGUAUACCGCAACUCAACCCAUUGACAGAUCCAGUUGUGUUAGAAAUUGCAAAGGCACAUGACAAGACGUCUGCUCAAGUUCUCCUCAGACAUUUGUUGCAGAAAAAUUUCGCAGUUAUUCCGAAAAGUUCAAAUCCUGAGCGAAUAAAACAAAACUUCCAGGUGUUCGACUUUGAACUAUCAGAGAAAGAAAUGGGUGAUUUGGAUGCUUUAGAUAGAGCAAACGACGGAAGGCUGUUCAAGUCAACCCUUUUCUCUGGAGCUGAUAAACAUCCAGAAUGCCCCUAUUAAUGCAUACAUGAAACUACGUCUGCCAACAAAAUCAAAUUGAUCUUCCAAAAAGUUAAUCAUCAUCCUCAUCUCAAGACAAGAAUGACAAACAUUCAUUAGUUAUGAAUUUAAUGUUAUAUAAUAUGUUUGAACAUUUUAAAAUAUGUUUGAAAAUAUUUUUAUAAAUGACAUGAUGUGUUAAUUGAUUAACUUGGUUCACAUGUAUGUAUUAGAGAUAAUAUAUAUUUCAAGCACUUGAGAUAAAUAAUAAUAGAAAUUAGUAACAAAAUGAAAUCAAUAGCUUGUCACUUGUUGAUGAAAAUAGAGAAAAUGUCAUAGAGUUCAGAGGCCUUAGUACAUUUUGGACAAGAAAUUCCAUUCAUUUCCUUGUUAACCGAUCUUUUCACCUCUUCUAGACAUUCAUUGCACAUCAAGGGUCCGCAUUUCUUUACUACAAUAUUGAUACUCCGCUGCUGGCUGCAGCGAUAGCUAAAGCAAACGAACACCAUCAUUGUAGAUCUACUCCUUCUUAAAAUCGUCGACGUUUCUUAUUUGCUUGUCUAAUUUUAGUACUGCUACGCAGACACUGCGUAGGCGACAAUGCUGCCUCGGCUAUUCUGGCAGCAGCUACCGCUCUGGUUGGUAGGACUACCGCACGCACUGCUGGAACAGAUGUACUGCAUGCAGCACUACGGGGGGCACCAUCUGCAUUUGUUGAGGCACUUAAUGACGCUGCCACUUUCCUGCGACCAGUCGCAGUGUUGCUACCUGCUGAUGGAGCUGAAGAUGACUUUGUUGUAGUGGAUGAAGCUCCAUUUCUACUACAUGCCCUUCCAACUGCAUGCCCGCUGUUUGUGAUUGCUCUCUGUGUGUUGAGGCCUUGCCGAUGCAAAUGCGGUUACAGUAGACGAUGUUUUCUUCGCCACCUGAACGAUGUAGCUGACCAUCCUCCUUGUUUCUGGGCACUUGCCACUAGUCUUUCCAUCAAUGACUUUUUCCCCCUCUUGCUUCAGCCUGUUCUUCCUCUAUGGUUUGUAGAGGAAUCGUUGGUAACAAUGGAUCCCUUUUGGAAUUGAAAAAAACUCGCAUUUUUUGGUGCACCAUACUUCUAGACGGUAUUCUGUGAUAAGCAGACCCGUGCAACGCAAAUUUUCCAGCAAAUGCAGGCAUAUCGACCCUUUUUCGAGACUGUUCAAUUUCUAACCAUGAUAGUGCGACAUCAUCGUCACAGGUUGAUUUUUUCUUCAUUUCCACCAGGUGGAUCAUUGCUGAUUUCAAUCUAGUUGUUGAUUUCCCUGUAGCCAAACAUUCUGAUCUAUUGCCUCCACCUUCUAAUAUCGAUAUAGUUCAACUAUGAUUUUAAUUUGUAUUUUGUUUGUUUUGUUUCUAUAGAUGCAGAAUGUU
Molecule: messenger RNA, 2503 nt
Organism: Nilaparvata lugens (brown planthopper)
Lineage: Eukaryota; Metazoa; Arthropoda; Insecta; Hemiptera; Delphacidae
Product: 1,5-anhydro-D-fructose reductase-like
Exons: 7
Coding region: 131-1120 (329 amino acids)
Cellular component (GO): cytosol
Molecular function (GO): aldose reductase (NADPH) activity
Source: RefSeq, a predicted model, not a curated record